AUGACGGUUCAAAACACCAGACCUCUUGUUUUCAUGGGGGUCCUUCCCAUCUACGGACAUGUCGAACGCAUGCUCAAAGUCGCCAAGGGUCUUGUGCAAAGGGGCUUUUCCGUCACUGUCUUGACGGGCUCUGCUUUCAAAAAGGCCGUCGAGCUCACCGGAUCCAAGUUCGUACUUACCGGGGGCAAGGCAGACUAUCAGGCCAACGCUGUCUUCGAUUCCUUCGCACCAGGUCUUCAAGGAGCCCAUGGGAUCCAUCGUUCACUCUUGAUAGACGUCAUCGAGGAUCAGCACAAAGUUCUGCAAGCCCUCCUGGAGCAAGCGUAUUCGACAGGCAACGAGAAGGUGGUCUUCCUGCAGUCAUGUCUGUACUUCGGCACCAGCGGUCUCAUACUUGGGGCUCCAGGGCUGAAGCCCACGGGCAUCAUAGGGAUUGGACACACAUCUCUGACAUGUUCAAGCAUCGACACCGGCCCAAUGGGCUCUGGUCUGCCACCAGACUCUUCGGUGGAUGGCCGUGCCCGGAAUGUGCAGGGCCAGCAGAAAUUUGAAGAGGCAAUGGCGCCUGUCCAAAAUAGAUACGAGGAACUCUUGCGGAGUCUGGGAGCGAGCAAGGAUAAGGUGCCGUUCUACUUUGAUGCAGCAGUGAACCUGCCUGAUCUCUUCCUCCAAAUGUCGGUGCCAUCCCUCGAGUACCCACGAAGUGAUCUGAGGGACGGGUUCCGGUUCAUCGGUGCUAUUCCAUCGUCAGGCACCGGAACCGAAGGAGAUUUGCCGUCGUGGUGGGACGAAGUUGUGCAACACCGGAAGAAACUCGUGGUCGUCUCGCAAGGCACACUCAACAUCAACGUCACGGACUUGAUCAUUCCGACCUGCGAGGCGAUGAAGGACAAAGACGUCCUGGUGGUAGCAGUCAUUCACCAGAUCGAAUGGAUCGAGGCCUUCACUGUCCCGGACAAUGUGCGCGUGGCCAGCUACCUGCCCUUCAACGAGCUGUUCAAAUACACCGACGUCCUCGUCAGCAAUGCCGGGUACGGUACGGUGCAGCAGGCGUUGUUCUGCGGCGUGCCCAUGGUCCUCGCCGGUGUGGGCGAAGAUAAGCCGGAGACGUGUGCGCGAGCAGCCUGGGCUGGCGUCGCUGUCAACCUCAAGUGUCUGCGCCCGACCGUGGAGCAACUGCGCGAGACGGUGGACGAGGUCCUGUCAGUGCCGAGGUACCGCGUGCAAGGAAAGGAGCUCGCGGAGGAGUACCGACAAUAUGACACGAUCGCAGAAAUCGAAGCUGCCAUUCACCAAGUCGCCAGUCGUCCUCGGCCACGGCGCGUCAAGAGGCGACUGGGCACUGAUGCUGCUUUGAAGGUGUUCAGAAACCUGCGACGUUCCACGAGGGGCCAACAUGGCAGGGAUCGUCGGAGCUCUGUAGUCGCGCAGGUAUAA
This is a messenger RNA of Cladophialophora carrionii CBS 160.54, 1437 nucleotides long. RefSeq lists its product as uncharacterized. The transcript has a single exon. Gene Ontology annotation, molecular function: hexosyltransferase activity; UDP-glycosyltransferase activity. The record is from RefSeq and is a predicted model, not a curated record. NCBI's taxonomy places the organism in Eukaryota, Fungi, Ascomycota, Eurotiomycetes, Chaetothyriales, Herpotrichiellaceae. Bases 1 to 1437 code for a protein of 478 amino acids.